Molecule: messenger RNA, 1956 nt
Organism: Strongylocentrotus purpuratus (purple sea urchin)
Lineage: Eukaryota; Metazoa; Echinodermata; Echinoidea; Camarodonta; Strongylocentrotidae
Product: neuronal acetylcholine receptor subunit alpha-2-like
Exons: 7
Coding region: 9-1106 (365 amino acids)
Biological process (GO): monoatomic ion transmembrane transport; regulation of membrane potential; nervous system process
Cellular component (GO): neuron projection; membrane; synapse
Molecular function (GO): neurotransmitter receptor activity; transmembrane signaling receptor activity; extracellular ligand-gated monoatomic ion channel activity
Source: RefSeq, a predicted model, not a curated record
UCUACAUCAUGAAGUUUUUCUAUGGCUACCUGAUCCUGCUAGGCGUGGCGUCGCUGACAUGCACCACCGCCCAGGAUAAUUCUGAAUGGUAUGAUCACGCUCUCCUAAGAGCAAACCUCCUCUCAACCUAUGCCGGUAAAGAAACUCUUCCAUACUAUGAUCAGGCUAACCGAGUAAAUCUGGGAAUGUCACUGACGAAGCUUCGAGGACUGGAUUUAUUCAAAGGAACAAUUCAGAUGAACGUAUGGAUGAAUUUAGCUUGGAGUGACCCGAGGUUAGCAUGGGAUCCAACCACAUGCGGAAACAUCACCAAACUUCACUUGCUUCCCUCAGAAAUCUGGGUGCCUGAUAUAACACUCUUCAACAGUAACUCACCGAGUGAAAGCCUGAGGAGUGGAGUUUCCGCUAUUGUGUACGCUGAUGGUAGUGUCUUCUAUGACCCACCAAUGCAUCUUGAAGCAACCUGUACGGUGGAUCUGACAGACUACCCCUACGAUCAACACAACUGCAGCCUGAAAUGGGGAUCAUGGGCGUAUGGCGCAUCUGUGAUAACCAUAGACUCGAUAUCAGACUCCAUUGAUUUGUCUGAGACAGUCGAUCAUCCGAUUUGGGAUAUCAUCAACCAAAAGGCUACAAAGCAUACUGACUUUUACUACAGCUGCUGCCCGGGGGAAACCUUCGAGGAUGUUACAUUCUCGUUGGUUGUCCGUCGAAGAGAGACCCACGGCCGUAUCGCCUCCUCCGUGGUCACGGCAUGGCUUAUCCUCAUCGUCUUCCUGAUCAGUCCGUCGUCGGCCGGAGUACGGAUCGUCUUCGCGGGUUCCGUCCUCAUCGCCUUGGUGGUAUUGUCGGCAGCGCUCAGUGCAGAGGUCCCCGCCUACUCGACGACCAGACUUGGUCGGUUCCUCAUCGUUGGGAUGCUCAUCCUCGCUUUCGUCAGCGUCGUCAAUGGCCUCAUCUAUCGCUUCUACCCCAAGGAGAAGCCAGGACAGCUCAAUGAAGGAGACGGUUCGUCUCCACCACGGGUUCUACUCAUCAUCGACAUCGGGGCUUUCGUGAGUACUGUCAUCAUCCUAGGAAUAUCAACAGGCGCCCUCUUUGUCUAAACUUCAGCGUUUUGGCGUUGGCUAGCUGUACCAUGUCUACAGUAUGUGUACAGUGGAACCCUGUGGCAUAUCGUGGUUGCAGCGAUUGAGUGGACAUUGACGUCAUUUUAUUUUCGGGGGAGGGGGAGGGGGGAGGCAGGUCAAAGUAAGAGGGCCAUAAAGUGAGGGGAUUAUUUGGAAGAGGUCGAAUCAUCUUCAUUUCACGCUGCCAUCUCAAUUCCUAUCUUCCCUCUCUCUUACAUUUUUCUUCUCCUUUUUUGUCAUUUGAUGGGGGUGAGACAUGAGCGCUCCCCGCGUUCAUGCAGUUAUGUUCCCGGUGCCGGUAUCUCGCAUAAAAGUAGAUUACGUUUGAUUUUCUAAUAUCAUCUUUCAAAUUAUAAUAAUUAUUCUCCUUCGCCUCUUUGUCCUCUUAUACUUUAGUGUGUGUUCCUCAUUUGGUCUCAUGAAGUAAGAGUAUUAAUACCUGGAGAUUAGUUAUAAGAAGAAGUCUUACAAAAAGACAAACGAUUGUCAUUACCUGAGAAGGCCAAACAACAUGACCCCUUUUAUGAUGGUUUGUCCUUCGUACAUUUUAACAAUUUUUAGCAUUGCAUUUAGAGUAUAUUUCUUUUUGUAUCAUAAACAUCAUAAUUAAUUCAGUCAUACAUGUAGAAUCUUUACAUAUUUUCCAAAGUGAAUUUUCUCCAAACCAGAUGAGAAAUUUGUUGGAUAAAAUUAUGUAACAUUUGGCUAAUAGGGAUGAUAGAUCGAACUUUUACCAAUUUCAUUGUUUUUUUUAAUGAAUUCCAUUUUCUAUGUAAUGUGCAAUUUGUAUUUAGAACUCCGUGUCGUCCAUGAUUUAUGUGCAAGU